This is a messenger RNA of Chenopodium quinoa (quinoa), 2036 nucleotides long. Its product is annotated as scopoletin glucosyltransferase-like. The transcript has a single exon. Gene Ontology annotation, molecular function: UDP-glycosyltransferase activity. The record is from RefSeq and is a predicted model, not a curated record. The coding region runs from base 1 to 1539 and encodes 512 amino acids. NCBI's taxonomy places the organism in Eukaryota, Viridiplantae, Streptophyta, Magnoliopsida, Caryophyllales, Amaranthaceae.
AUGUCUUUCAAACACCAUCAACUUCACAUAAUUUUCUUACCCUAUAUGGCCCCAGGCCAUAUGAUGCCAAUGGUUGACAUAGCUAGAGCCUUUGCAACCCACGGCAACACCAAAGCCACCAUAAUCACCACCCCGACGAACGCCUCCCGUUUUAACGACACCAUCACCAGAGACACCGAUAACUCAGGGCACCAAAUCACAUUCCUUACAAUCUCUCUACCAUUAAAGGAAGUAGGCCUCCCUGAAGGGUGUGACAACCUUGUAUCCACUUCGACACGUGAGACUACCUUCAAGCUCUUUCGAACCAUCGAAAUGUUGCGCCCUAUGCUUGAGACGAUGUUGGUUGAUAACAAACCAGAUUGCAUUGUGUCUGAUUAUCUUUACCCUUGGACCGUUGACGUAGCCAAGAGGCUAGGAAUUCCAAGGUUGGCAUUUAGUGGUGGUUGUUUUUUUAAUUGUUGUCUUAGUUACAAUCUAGAGCAGUUUCGACCUCAUGACCGUGUCGAAUUCGAGCGCCAACCCUUUGUUGUUCCGAAUUUGCCCGAUGAAGUAACAUUGACAAGAUCACAACUUCAAGAUCUUGUUAAGAGAAACACCGAUUUUAAUGAAUUGUUUGAAAGACUUAGAAAAGCUGAAAAAAACAGUUUUGGUGUACUAAUGAAUAGUUUUUAUGGUUUAGAGUCUGCUUACGUGGAUUAUUUUAGAAAUGAGAUGGGAAUCAAGUCAUGGCACAUUGGUCCGUUGUUUCUCUUCAAUAAGCCUACGUUAGACGAUAAAGUCGAACGAGGCGACAAGAGUUCGAUUGAUGCACAUAAAUGCUUACAAUGGCUUGAUUCAAAGAAGCCUAACUCUGUUCUUUACAUUUGUUUUGGAAGUUUAAGCCGGUUUACGAAAUCUCAGCUCAUAGAAAUGGCUAGUGCUCUUAAUGAUUCAGGGUGCUCUUUUAUUUGGGUAUUAGGGAAAGUCAUGAAAUCUAGUGAAAAUGAUAAUAAUGACCAAAUUAGCCAAGAUGAUCAAGAAGAAAUUGAAGAAGAGCAACAACAUUGGUUGCCUAAUUGGUUUGAAGAGACCUUGUUAGAAAAUAAAGAUAAGGGGCUUGUUAUAAAAGGGUGGGCCCCACAAUUACUAAUCCUCGAGCAUCCAGCAAUAGGAGGGUUCUUAACACAUUGUGGAUGGAACUCGAUACUAGAAGGGGUAUGCGCGGGUGUACCGUUGGUCACAUGGCCAUUGUUCGCCGAUCAAUUCUACAACGAAAAACUUGUUACACAAGUCCUUAAAAUCGGAGUUGAAGUAGGAAACAUGGUGUGGAAAACGUGGGCAACGGAUGAAACAGAGUUGAUUCAAAAGGAGAAGAUUAAGAUAGCCAUAGAAAGGGUAAUGGGAGGAGGAGAAGAAGCAGAAGAAAUUAGAAGAAAGGUAAAGGAGUUUAGUGAGUUAGCAUACAAAGCUAUAGAAGAAGGGGGGUCCUCAUAUAACGAUGUUAAUGAACUACUUAAGGAAAUUAGCAUGCACAAACAAUAUUAUAUGUUGAAAGAAUAGAAUUAAUAUAUUAGCCACAAAACUUUAUUAUAGCUAUAUGUCACGUGCUGACUAAUUCCCCUAGUCUUAUGCACGCUAGCCUACUAACUUCCCUCCCUCGGAUGCUAGUCAAGGCUUAACCCCGAAACGCUUCAAGCAAGAAUGUGCAACGAAAGCUAAGGAAUGUUGAGAACACAAGAGGAUAUAAAUAUUUUGAAUGCUUUGAUAGCUUGAGAGAGAGUGUUUACAAGUAUUUUCUGAGGUGCCUCCAAAUGAAGGCCAAGUCCCCUAUUUAUAGUGUUCUAAGCAUGGCCUAGAACCUUCCCUAACCUCCUCAAAUGGAGGGUUCUAGAUCUAAUCCUUUCUAGAGUAUUCUAUACAUUUCUUUAGUACAUUCCCUCUAUAUACAAGGCUCUAGAAUUAUCUACUCAACUCUAGAUUUACAGAUGAUUCAAGGAUGUCCUAGGAGGUUCUAGAAGCUUCCGGAUGCAUCUCGAGUCUCCUUGAGUAUUCUGGAA